Messenger RNA from Megalops cyprinoides (Indo-Pacific tarpon), 969 nucleotides. RefSeq lists its product as uncharacterized. The transcript has 3 exons. Bases 1 to 789 code for a protein of 262 amino acids. The record is from RefSeq and is a predicted model, not a curated record. Lineage: Eukaryota; Metazoa; Chordata; Actinopteri; Elopiformes; Megalopidae.
AUGUGUCACCUGGCUCUGGCUGAUGAAACCGACUGCAUCAAAGUCACUGUAUAUGGCAGUGAGAAAUACAAACAGUUGCAAGAGGGAUGUUUUUACUUGCUCUGGGGGCUGAUCUUAGAGGAAAGCGUGGUGAAGGUCACAAGCUGCAGUACAAUUGGUCAGUGCGGCCCACUGAUCAUUCCACCAGACUUGGAAGAGGAAGCAGCGCUGCUUGUGGCUCUGCGCGCGCCGCCUGUUUCCUCCAUCAAAGAAGCUAAGGACUCUGAGACAGACGCUUUCCUGGCCAUCGAGGGCACGGUGACUUUGGACUCUGGUGUACAUAAAGUUCAACCUAAAGGGAAGCAGGAGAUGAUUGAAAAGCGCAUGCUGACGCUGAGGGAUGAGACUGGAUCCAUUGAUGUGUGCCUCUGGAGGAACCACGCGAAAAACAGGGUAACUGUAGGAGACUGUGUCAACAUCUCCAAUGUAAAAGUGAACAAAUACUUUGACACCAUCUCCCUCAGUUCAACUGGGAAAACCACAGUUAAAAAGGUAGCUCCUGCAGCUCAAAAGAUGAUGUUCCUGACCAUACAAGCAAUUUUGAAAUCCACUAAGAAGCAGGUGACCCUGAUGACACAGACCAGUGAAGGACAGCAGACCUUCACUGCGACAACCGCCUGCCUCAUGAAAUUCUUCAACAUGUCGUGUGAUGAGGGCUUCAAGGAGAAACUGCUCAGCAAGAUCCCCACUUGUGUGGAAGCUGUAGUUCAGGGCAGCAAAAUCAUAAGCUUCAAAAAUAAAACAGCAUAGACUUCUGUUGUAAUUUUAAUGUACUAAUUACUGUUGUAAUUGCUUUCAUCUGUUAUGUUUUCUUUAUGGUUUUUUCCCUUCACCCGGUUUGGAAUCGCCAGUUGUACAUGAGGCUCAUCUAAUCGCACAGUCAGUGACUACUUUUUACGAGUGCCCCACAAUGUACCACAGUGGAGCAGG